GUAUGUGCUUUUCUAGUUUUCUAGGUGUGGUUUGAACCCUGUUUUAGACCCUGGAAGCCUAUAAAUUUCAGUCUGCCUGGUACUUUCACUCUCAUCGCUAUAAUAAUAGCUUAGAUCCUUUUAACACCGCCAAAAACUGAAAACCUUGACCCAAGGCCAAGGGCCAGAGCCUCCGUCUGUCACACACGCCCACAUAAACAAAAUAUGAGAUCAGCGAUGCCUCCUGUUACAAAGGGCAUGUGCCCUCCUAGUGAAGAUGACAGUGAGCUGAGAAGAGGGCCAUGGACCCUUGAAGAGGAUACUCUCCUAACCCAUUACAUUGCUCGCCAUGGGGAAGGUCGUUGGAAUAUGUUGGCAAAAUGUGCAGGUCUCAGGAGAACUGGUAAAAGUUGCAGAUUGAGGUGGCUGAAUUAUUUAAAACCUGACAUUAAGCGCGGAAACCUGACGCCUCAGGAGCAGCUCUUGAUCCUUGAACUUCAUUCCAAGUGGGGAAACAGGUGGUCAAAAAUUGCACAACAUCUUCCAGGAAGAACAGAUAAUGAAAUCAAGAACUACUGGAGAACAAGGGUGCAGAAACAGGCACGCCAACUUAAUAUUGAGUCUAACAGCAAGAAAUUCCUUGAAGCAGUUCGAUGUUUUUGGAUGCCAACAUUGCUUCAAAAAGUGGAGCAGACAUCCUCUUCUUCUUCUCUGAAAGAAAUGAGCUCCCAAAACUCGGCUCCUUCUGAUCAGUUAUUGGACUGCGCCAUCCCUUCAUUGUCAACAUUUUCCCCACUUCCAAACAAAAUCACAGACAGAUCAAAUCACUCCUUUGAAAAUUCAAGUUCAGUCACUAGCCAAAGUCUUUAUCCCACAGAUUUCAUCAACACUUCAGAGCAGACUGAAAUUCCUGAACACCUAACAAGUCCAAAUGUAUAUGGCCAUGCUACUGUCUACAACAAUAACCAAAUUGUUAACGCAAGUUACAAUAUUGACAGCAGUGGCUAUGACAUGGAGGGUUUCAGCCUGGCAUCCAUGUCAGCCGUGGGCUCCUACGAAGGAUCGCCAUCGGAAUGCCAGAUGGGCGAAGGCAAUUGGAUCUGUAAUGAGAUGACAGAUACUUUAUGGAACAUGGAUGACAUAUGGCAGUUCAGGGAGUUGGGAGAGUAGGGCAACUAGCCAGGGGCCGGGGAACUUAAAGUCUAAUGAUCCUGGAAAUCGAAAGGCUCCACCCCACAUGUCAAUUUGACUGAGAAAUCAUGCUGAUCCACAUCGGAAUCAAUGGUGUGUGAAAGUUUAAUACUGUGCAAAUAUGACCCAUCGUCAUAAGGAGAAAGUGAUUUUCGUGGAGAAUUUAUCCAUGUAGUAUGUACUACUGCUAUUGUUUUUACAGUUGGAAAGCACUGUAUAUUGAUUAAGACUUAUCUUUUCUUAUAUGGAUAUUAUGAUCAAAAUUUUCUAGUA
Messenger RNA from Theobroma umbraticum, 1443 nucleotides. Its product is annotated as transcription factor MYB62. The record is from RefSeq and is a predicted model, not a curated record. Gene Ontology annotation, molecular function: sequence-specific DNA binding; catalytic activity; DNA-binding transcription factor activity. Gene Ontology annotation, cellular component: nucleus. NCBI's taxonomy places the organism in Eukaryota, Viridiplantae, Streptophyta, Magnoliopsida, Malvales, Malvaceae. Gene Ontology annotation, biological process: regulation of DNA-templated transcription.